AUGUCUGCACCUGUCUCCAGCGGUUCGACACCCCAGCGGUCUCUACCACCUUCACUUGGGCCGUCGCCUCACGAGGCUGCCGGGACAUCGAGUAAUUCACCUCUCUCCGGAACCAAGUCAACAUCUGAUGGCUCUCGUUACCUGCCUGCGCCGAAAAUAGUUAAGGCGCUUUCGGCUUCAAAACUUGCCAACACACUUGGACCAAAGAUGACAACGGAUGGCGUCGGCGUUAAAGAGUCGUACCCUAUGGACAAGUUGCUCGCCAAGCUCUCCGAACAGCAGGCCACACUGAGCCAGCAAUCCUCGCAGCACAAGGCAACGGACGGACCCUGCUCGUCUUUUGCCGAACACGAAUCCUCCAGUAAUUCACUGCCAAUGACCCCAGCGAUUGAUGCUUUUCAAACGACUGCCCCUACGACUCGCCCUGCUAGUGCAACUAUAGACGAGGCACGGCUCGACGUGAAUGAAGUACUUCGUCUCAAGCUGCAACUUGCCCAAGCCCAGAACCAAAUCUCGAAACUUGACCAAGAAUUGGCACAGUCACGAACCAGCGAACCCGACUCCGCGACUUCGGGCUCAGGUGCUGGCAGACGAUCGGCUCCGGCUUCCCGUGACAGCCCUUGGCCGAUCACCGAAGAUUCACACUCGGACACCAGCGAUACCAUGUCUGCGUCUGCUUUUAGAGGUGCCAGGGGAAUUUGGGGCCAUCCGAAAGCUUCCUUUGGCAACAGCACGAGCCAAUCGAGCGCGGCGGAACCGUCACCCACAAAUUGGCUGGGAAGCCGUACACCACAGCAUUUUCCAGACCCGGGUAUCCCGUUUCCUGUCACCGAUGGCUUCCGAGACCGAAUGACCCAAGAAUCUGAUCUGUUCAGCCGCCCUGGACAUAAUCGACGUGGGCCCCGGUACGACAGCCGGGGCGCACCGUCGGGUUUCGUGCCAGCUCAUGGUCCCGGUGGGAACUAUUUUGACUCCAUGGGCAAUAACAUGAGCGGUCCUACUAUGAGCAUGAACCAUCCGCAGGCAGGUUCUGGCAUGGUCAUGUAUCCUCAAUAUCAGCAACAGGCCGCUGGCACCGCACUGUCUCCUCACGCCUCCGAGUUUACUUCAAAGGCUGGAUGGAAAACCGAGAAGUACAUCGUUGACAAGAUUGUCUGCAAUAACGAUCAGCAAGCUUCCAUUUUCUUACAGCAAAAACUCAAAGUGGGCACGCCUGAGCAGAAAUACGAAAUUGUCGAGGCUAUCGUUGCUCAGGCAUACCCGCUCAUGGUGAAUCGAUUUGGAAAUUUUCUAGUUCAGCGUUGUUUUGAGCAUGGUACUCCAGAGCAGGUCAUUAAAAUUGCCGAGGCCAUUCGCGGCAACACUCUCAGUCUCUCCAUGGACCCAUUUGGCUGCCAUGUUGUGCAGAAGGCUUUCGAUUCGGUCCCCGAAAAUUAUAAGGCAAUCAUGGUUCAUGAGUUGCUUCGAAGAAUUCCCGAAACUGUCAUUCAUCGAUAUGCCUGUCAUGUCUGGCAAAAGCUAUUUGAGCUACGUUGGACUGAAUCUCCACCUCAGAUUAUGACCUACGUAAACGAAGCUUUGCGCGGCAUGUGGCAUGAGGUUGCAUUGGGCGAGACCGGAAGCUUGGUAGUCCAGAAUAUUUUUGAAAACUGCCUCGAAGAAGACAAGCGCCCAUGCAUUGAAGAGGUGUUGGCGAACAUUGACAUUGUUGCACAUGGUCAGUUUGGCAACUGGUGCAUUCAACAUGUCUGCGAGCACGGUGCCCCCCCUGACCGAAGCCGCGCCAUCGAUCAUGUUAUCCGCUACGCAUCUGAAUACUCGACGGACCAGUUCGCCUCAAAGGUUGUGGAGAAGUGCCUCAAAAUCGGAGGCACGGAUUUCCUCGGCCGGUACUUGGAUCGUGUGUGUGAAGGGCGACGGGACAGAACUCGGAUUCCUUUGAUUGACAUUGCCAGCGAUCAGUAUGGCAAUUACCUGAUCCAGUGGAUCUUGAAUAACGCAGCGCCACAGCACCGAGAGAUGGUGGCGGCGCAUAUUCGAAAGCAUAUGGUAUCUCUUCGGGGAUCCAAGUUUGGCUCGCGUGUAGGCAUGCUCUGCACCAACCAUGCAGUGACGACCCGACCAGGCCAUGGGGCCGGACCAAGCAUCCCCGGCCGGCUUCCCGGUCCGCGAUAUGGCGCCAACUACAGAUAA
Molecule: messenger RNA, 2193 nt
Organism: Cordyceps fumosorosea ARSEF 2679
Lineage: Eukaryota; Fungi; Ascomycota; Sordariomycetes; Hypocreales; Cordycipitaceae
Product: Pumilio-family RNA binding repeat protein
Exons: 5
Coding region: 1-2193 (730 amino acids)
Biological process (GO): post-transcriptional regulation of gene expression
Cellular component (GO): cytoplasm
Molecular function (GO): mRNA 3'-UTR binding
Source: RefSeq, a predicted model, not a curated record